Molecule: messenger RNA, 3246 nt
Organism: Perca fluviatilis (European perch)
Lineage: Eukaryota; Metazoa; Chordata; Actinopteri; Perciformes; Percidae
Gene: oaz2a
Product: ornithine decarboxylase antizyme 2a
Biological process (GO): positive regulation of protein catabolic process
Cellular component (GO): nucleus; cytoplasm
Molecular function (GO): ornithine decarboxylase inhibitor activity
Source: RefSeq, a predicted model, not a curated record
GUGUGCUGCUGCAGAGCAAUGCGUAGGAGUAGCUACGAUCUCUCCCACAAACAAUUACACUAGAUACACCUACCGCAACAAGGAUUUGCCUUAAUUUACGGAUGGUGAAAUUUUCUGUCGAGUUUUUAUCGAAUAGUAAUUGUUUUAGUUGUAAGAAAGGACCUAAAGACUCGUGUUUCCUCGAAGCUAUCAUGCUGAACACAGAGGAAAGUUCCUGGUUAUCGGGGUCUCGGCUGCCCUGCUCCAUCCCUCAGUCUCCGGGGCCUCUGUGGUGUUCCGAUGCCCCUCACCCACAACUGAAGAUCCCGGGUGGGCGAGGGACUGUCAGGGAUCACUCUCUCGGCGUGCUACUACACAAGGAUGAGAAGUUAACGGUGACACAGGCAACUCCAGCGAGUGGAAACCCCUCUUUUCUCCGCUUCCACUACCAGCUGAAUGAGCGCCGCUCUGCCUUUUGGGAUACGGUUCUAUCAGGAGACAGCCUCUUCCUGGAGAUCCCUGCCGGGCAGCUAGUGGAGGGGAGCAAAGAGGGGCUAACUGCUCUGCUGGAGUUUGCAGAAGAGAAGCUCAAAGUUAACUACGUGUUCCUGUGGUUCCAUAAAAACAGAGAGGAUCGAUUGUCCAUUAUCAAGACGUUCCACUACAUGGGCUUUGAGAUUGUGAAGCCAGGCCACCCCAUGGUACCGGCCCGGCCUGAUCUGGCCUUUAUGGUUUACUCUUUGGACAACAGCAGCUCAGACGAGGAGUGACUGCCACACCGUCUCCUGACACCUCCCUCUCCCACCCUUGCCUCCUCCCUCCCCCUAUAGAAACGCGCCUUCUACCCGUUUUCUUCCUCAAGCAAUCGAACCGGCCUUGGCUCUUGCUCUGUCAUAAACCAGGAAGGUGUCACCAGUUUUAUUUUAUUUUUUCCAUAGACUUGUGAUUCAAAGGGGGUUGUUUGGGAGUGGUAGGAUGUCCAUGUGAGGCAGACAACCCCCCUCCUUCCCCCUUUCCUCGAGGAUAUUUGCAGAUUGGAUAAACGGGGAGUGGCAUACUUUGAACUAAGCCAUCACAUGCAUCUUGGGAUUUUGGCUUUUUUCUUUUUUUUUUUUCUGCGUAGUUGUUUCUCUCUUGGCCACAUCAUUUUUUUUAUUUUUUUUUUUUUUGUGCUGCCAACAAGACAAACAGACAGUUUGACAUUCAGGGGAAGGUGGUGUUUUACAUUAAAAUUCAGCACAUCUCUCCUCUGACAGCAUCAACCUUUUUAUAAAAAAACAAAAGAGACUUUGGAUUGUUUUUGUGUGCUUUAUAUCAUGUAAGAUGUGUUUGGUUGAGAAAAGAGGAAAUUAUGGGUUUGGUAUGGUCAAUAAAAUGUAUUUUUUCAUUAUAAUAUGGAUGGGUGAAAGCCUGAUCUGUUACAUUUAACAUUAAAGCACAUGUAAGCAUUUCUUUACACUUCUUCCUGAUAUAAGGCAUCAUUCCAGCACAUCAAUCACUCUAGGGUUGUUGGCUCUAGAGUGUUUUUUUAUUUUAUUUUUUUUGUUAGCUUUAUUUAGCCUAAAAAUCACUCUAGCCAUAGAUGUGGAAAUGCCCUGUUUAACCCUUUGACACUGUCUCUCCCGACGUGUCAAAGCUAAGAAGCAGCCUGUAUGUUGAAUGUCACAAAAGGGUAGCUGCCAGCUGGCUGAGAAAAACGCCUUCUCUCCUACUCCUCUGCGCAAUAAUCAACCUGUCAGGCUGACUCGGAGUUAUUGACGAGCUAUAGAGGGGGACGGCCUCGCUUUUCUCUUUGCUCCUUACAAAGAAACAAACGGGUAAGAGUUUGUUUUUGUUUUCAAAGAUCAUAAGCUGAAUAAUUGUUAGUGUGAGAUGGUCAGGCUUAAAAAGAAGCGCCACUUACUGUUACAUUGCAUUAAAAUGUAUACAUGAUGUAUGAAACUAGAUAAGCUUUAGCCCCAGUUUGUGCCCCAUGUAUUCUCAUUACACACCCUCCUAUUUUGUCUUUUGACCCUUGUGUUGUUUUCCCGUCGACCAUGAAAAAAACACUAGUUUUUGACGUUUUCAUCUGGUGUUUUUUUUUUUUUUUUUUUUUUUCAUCGUUUUUGUUGCUUUUCCCAACGUGUUUUUUUUUUUUUUUUUUUUUUUCUACAUUUUUGGUGCUUAUUUCGACAUCCCAUAUUUUCCGAUUUAUAUACAUUUUUGUUUAAAAACGGGUCAGAUUUCACCCGAGGACAACAUGAGGGUUAAAUAUAUAACCUGUUGCAAAAGCCCAACACUAAUUGUGUUAUCUGAAGGUGUUUCCAGGAUCUUCAAAUGCUCUUAUAACCAUUUGAUAACAUAAGUUUCCUAUUCAGGUAGCUGGAAAUGACAUUAGGUCCUUGCUUGCUCUGUACAAGAAACACGUUAUGUAUGAAAAUACAAAACUAUACAAUUUAAGAUAAAUGUAGGCACAAACUGGGGCUAGUGAAGCUUCAUUCAGUCCUGUAGAGUCAGCAGUACUGCCCCACACCAGUUGAAAGCUCGAUUGAAACGAGGCUUUUUGUGCCUAAAGAGGAGAGUGCAAUGUUAAUAUUUUUUUACUCGAGUCUUACUGAGAUGUGUCCAUUUUUUUCCAUAUUUCAUCCCAUGCAGAUUCAAACCUGUGUGAGGAAGAGUUUAUUGUAGAUGUACAACAGGAGCACUUGUGAUUACCAUAUAUGCAAUUGGAGUUUUAAAAAAACCCCGGAGGAAUCUUGUGCAGUUUUUUUUUUUUUUUGGUGGUUUGAAGUAAUCUUAAUGAAAAAAAAAAAACGCCAAAGAAUCCAUUCUGUCUGUAACAUGCUGUCGAUUGAAAUCCUCUUUCAAUAUUCAGCUUAUUUAAACCUAGUAUGGUAUGUAUGUAAUGCAAUAUUAACCUACAUUCCCCAUGGCAGCCAUACUACCUGUAACACCUAAAAUAAACAUGAUCGUAGUCUGUUCCAUAUUGGUGAUGGGAUGCGGUGGGGGCCUUUUUCUUCUGCAUGUGUUCAGAUCAUAUGAGUCUUCAUUGCAUCUGACUGAGCCCUGGCAAUGAGCUGUUAGGAAAUGUCAAUAUAUGGAUUUUCUCAGAGGUAUAUUUUUAUGUAUGUAUAUUUCUCAAAUGUUUACUGUGAUAGUUUAGGGAUUUAUUUUUUUGUUCUCAGUGACAUAGUUUCAAUAACCAUUCAAUGACAAUCCACACUUGUAUACUUUGGAAUUUUAUGUCUUGGGGGGGGGCAAAAACAAUAAAGGUUAUCUAAAUGGGUG